Rotaria sp. Silwood1 is the source of this 1038-nucleotide messenger RNA. The record is from the annotation of a GenBank genome assembly. Lineage: Eukaryota; Metazoa; Rotifera; Eurotatoria; Philodinida; Philodinidae.
AUGAUGGGUGAGAAAUCAGCAACAGAUGAGGUAAUCGCUGGUCUGAGGAAUGCAUUACGAGAUGAAGAUGAACAUGUCAGAAAAUAUGCUUGUGAAGCCCUUGGAAACAUGGGUGAAAAAGCAGCAACGACUGAAGUGAUCUCUGAUCUGAUUAAUGCGCUACGCGAUGAAAAUUCGGAUACACUAGAUUCUGCGUAUAGUGUGCUUUUGAAUAUGGGUGAAAAAGCAGCAAUCAAUGAGGUGAUCGCUGGUCUGACGAGUGCACUACGGGAUGAAGAUAGUCGUGUGAGAGCAAAUGCCUGUUUACUCCUUCGAAACAUGGGCGAUAAAGCAGCAACGAAUGAGGUUAUCGUUGGUCUGGCGAAUGUACUUCGCGAUAACGAUUCGAAUGUCAGAAAAUAUGCUUGUAAAGCCCUUGAAGACAUGGGUGAAAAAGCAGUAACAAUUGAGGUGAUCGCUGCUCUCAGGAAUGCAAUACGGGAUGAAGAUGGAUGUGUUAGAGCAAAUGCGUAUACAGUCCUUGGAAAAAUGCAUGAAAGAGUAGCAACGAAUGAGAUGAUUGCUGACCUGAUUAAUUCACUAGGCAAUGAAAAUUGGGAAGCCCAAAUCUAUGCGUGUGAAGCACUUGAGACGAUUGGUGAAAAAGCAGCAACGAAUGAGAUAAUCACCGCUUUAGUGAAUGCACUUCGAGAUGAAAAUGGGGAUAUCCAAAACUAUGCGUGCAAAGUCCUUCGAACAAUGGAUGAAAAAGCAGCAACAAAUGAGGUGAUCGCUGGUUUGAUAGGCGCACUACGGGAUGAAGAUAGCCGUGACAGGACAAAUGCCUCUGUGAUUCUUGGAACGAUGAGUGAAAAAGCAGCAACAAAUGAGGUGAUUACUGGUCUGAUAAAUGUACUUCACGAUAAAGAUUCGAAUGUAAGACAGAGUGCGUGUAAAGCCCUUGGGAACAUGGGUGACAAAGCAGCAACGACUGAGAUCAUUGCUGGCCUGAUGAAUGCGUUAGGCGAUGAAGAUGGACGUGUCCGAAAUUAUGCAUGA